Ostrea edulis (European flat oyster) is the source of this 3447-nucleotide messenger RNA. RefSeq lists its product as uncharacterized. NCBI's taxonomy places the organism in Eukaryota, Metazoa, Mollusca, Bivalvia, Ostreida, Ostreidae. Bases 577 to 2742 code for a protein of 721 amino acids. The transcript has 2 exons. The record is from RefSeq and is a predicted model, not a curated record.
CAGCACACACACAUUAAAAUUAUGUGUGUGUGUAUUUGGUACACUUUAUACAUUUCUUCUAAUUACACAAACAUAAUCAGACGUAUUUGGAAUAACGCGAUAAGAACAAAUUCUUAAAACGAACCCCUCCGACAUCAGGUGUAAGAACAACGAUAUCUAAGCGUUGUAUCAAAGCUCUUGUCUUGUAGAACCGAAGCUUUGUAAUGUAUACCCAGUCUUGGUCCUCCCGUGUAGAUUUGUAUCCUGGGGAUAUUUAAUACGCUGCAUUGUACAGUGCCUAUCGAUGUAUCAAUACUUAGGGGUAUGUUUCCUUUGUGUUGUUAUUCAAAGACACUCAUAAUAUACCCUGUUACUUAAGACAGAUUUAUAUAUAAACAGCCAGACAAACAAUUUUUUUUCUUACAAAACGUCAUGUCCACACAAAAGCUCCACUUUGUUUGAACUGUGUUUGAGAAAUUUUUCGACCUGUAUAAGCAAGGUACAGGCUCUUUUAUGGAACUACUCUGAAUGUGCAGAUUAUGAAAUCAAUCACAGAUCUGCAAUAACUUAGUGGUUCAACGACGAAGUGUUCUCGUCAUGGCAGAGGUGUCACACAUCAGGAACGCGGCGAACAGAACGCGGCCUCUCGGGGACGUCAAAGAUGACAUUGCGUACAUGGUCGACCAGGACUCAAGGUAUGCCUCCCGUGAUGAUUACAACAACGACAUUGGCGAUGUUCAGAAGAUGAAAGACGUAAAGGAGAGUAUACGCCAUGCCGCUCUCAUCAACAUCGUUGCAGCUGUUAACGAUUCCUGCGACGACGAAUCUUCCAAUUCUCAUCUUUUGGAACAUUCUCAGAGGAGCACAGACAGCGGUAUGACGCUACUAUCAAAUCUGAUGUUCAGCAAAGACCGCUCAAUAUCCAUUCCAAAACCUCAGGUUUUCUUUCAACCACCAGAAAGGUUGUCAACGAAGAAACCCGUAUUUUACAAAAACUCGAAGGACGAAGUGCAGGAAGAUAUAGAACACAGAAAACGGUGCGUUUCGUUGACAAGGACCCGUAUGACUGUGGAUGAAGAUGCUGAGAAAGCAUUGACGGACAGGCCGAAAAGUGAACGUAUUCAGUUCUCAGUCUCAAUCCAACCGCUACAGGAUGACAUUAAAUCAAAUCCACCCAAUCCACCGUGGAUUGAGAAACCAUCGAAAGUGAAAAACGCACGCUCCAUGAGUCCAAGGCGACGGUUUGUUUCUCUGAACAAGAAAAUUGACACAAAAACAGGAACAGUAAUUUCUAAAUGUGAAGCAGUGGACAUUAUGGAUGCGACAGAAUGUGUGCAAAACCGACUAAAACCACCGCCCAUUUCUCAUAUUGAGAGCUACGGAGAACAAACGGACAAUGCCGAAAACGACCCUAGCUUGUAUCGAGCGCGGUCGCUGCCGUCACUUUUCCCCGUAAAGAAAAAGAAAGAAGUGAAAGUUAGUGAAAAAAAUGGGAAUGGCAGUGAUAAGGAUAAAGCUAAACUUAUUUCUCCAUUCAAACGACCAUCAGCAACAGCAUAUGGUUGUCUUCCUAACAUGGUCACGGGCAAAACCAUGCAGACGAAAUCUGACAACAAUGAAUCGAACUUGGUGCAAGAGCAGAAGUUAUAUCAUCGUGUUGAAAAGAUGUCAUCUGCUAUCAAGGAAACCAUUUCAAAAUUUGAAACCCAUACAGACCCUCCGAAACCAGAAGGAGUUGUCAUCUCGUUGGAAGGCCACUCCAUACCCAAUCCCCGAAAUUCUAACACGCCUGGUUCCUCUAAACUUCGCGAAAAACGCCUGCUAAACAGACCUUUAACGCGGCCCGAUUACAUGAAAAUGAAUUCAGCACAAGAGCGGAAUAUCUUGCGCGAUCUUGACCACCAUUUCGACGAACUUCACAGGACAUUAGCUCAACGAAACGGUCAUUGGAGUGACAAUACUAGUCAAACCACAACCUACGAUAUAACCAACUACGGUUUAGUAGGCAAAAAAUUCAAGUCGAAAAAUAGUGAAAAAGUGCCAUAUGAAAAAACGAAACCCAUUGCACAAAAAAUCGGAGUGAAGCCAAAGUCAACAAAACGAGUGACCUUUGCCCCUGUGGAAUCUAGCGUUAAUAGUGAGAUUAGAAGUACAACGAAUUCACUUUGUGAGGAGAGACAGGACUCUUCUCGUACAAAGAGGGCCAUAAAUCAGGUUAAUAAUGCAAGAACGGGAUCCUCAUCUAUGAAAGCUGUGUCAUCUGGAGAGUUAUCCCGCCUUAAAAGGCGCAUUAUCCCUGAACAGUUUGAUUCCGACCACAAACCAAAAUACGACCUCUUAGACAAUAUCAGAAUAUCUGGUAUGUCGUCUAGAGAAAGUAGCAUUCCCCCUCGACCGCCAUCACGUAUGUCCGACAUCAGGUCUAUGGUGUCGGAAGGAGCCUCGUCAUAUUUGGAUGAAGUCGCGUUCGAUUGGAAUGACCGGGAAACAGAUGCUGCCGAUCGUGUGAGUUCAAGUGUACCGAAAAGUUACGGUGCGUCGUCUUUUUACCCAGAUAACUCAAAAAUUAAGCUUAAUUUCAACCAUUAUCAAUAUAGUGACUCGGAAGAAAGCUCAGAUGAGGAGGAUCCCAGUGAAAUGUAUCGCAUAGUUAAAGCUGUAGAUUUAGGAACAUUGUCCGGGUAUCAGCACAGGAAAUUCAGGAAACCGCCUACUACUUUAGAAACGUCGACAACCCAUUUCGUAAAGAUUAAAGUAAAAUGAUAUUUUUCGCUAUACAAUGCUGGAAAUAGCCACACCGCACUUAAAUCCGACGGAAGAUCAAUAUAUAUUACGACCGGCAACUGAAAUAUUUUGGAAAUAGGAUAAGACUUAUUUAUGGUCGGUAUAUUUAUCUAUUCUCUUGUCAUUUCCACGAAUAAACUCCAUUCGGAUCAAUAAACGGAAUAAUGGAGAAGAAGAUAAUCACAUUACCGGUUUAUUCGAUUACACAGCAACACUGCAUUCCAAUUAAUACAACGACAACUCCGCUGAAUUUCGCGUGUAACAAACGAUCUGUGCGGGAUGGGUUGGAUUAAAGUGUCAUUCAAACUUGUGAAGAGAAAAUGUGAUAAAUUAAAAAUGGAUGAGCUUUUUGUGUGGAUGUGCUAUGGGGACACUCGGUGGUGCUGCUUAACUUUGAAGUCGGUGGAUACAACACGACUUCUGUGCAUGAUAACAAUCGUCAGGUUCCGCUAUAGAUUGGUUCUGGACAACAAGGCUAGAAUACGCCUUUUGUCGUCUUACAAACAUGUGCCAAAUAUUAAUAAUUAUUUAACAAUAAAACAAAACUCAUCACCUGGACUGGGGUAUUAAUUUAUGCCUUGCCGGGUAGACGACCCACACUAAGGUUGUAAUAAAUGUGUUUCAAUCAAUGAUUCCUGGCUGUAUAAUCUGGAUAGAUAGAUAGAGAGAGAGAGAGAGAGAGAG